Molecule: messenger RNA, 1137 nt
Organism: Nelumbo nucifera (sacred lotus)
Lineage: Eukaryota; Viridiplantae; Streptophyta; Magnoliopsida; Proteales; Nelumbonaceae
Biological process (GO): negative regulation of DNA-templated transcription
Source: RefSeq, a predicted model, not a curated record
CUUUUUGUAUUUAUAUUCAAACAUUCGCCAUCUUUUCUUCUACUCUUUCUGUUUCUCCCCUUCCUUCCACCCAUCAGUCAUCACACCCUCUUUUUUCUAAUGGAGGCCAAGUUUAAGCUGCGAAUCUCUCGCAUGUUUCGUUCUUCAUUCGGGUCUUGUAAGCCUCGAAACGUAUCGGAUGUCAUCGAAAGGCCUGUUUUCGUCGCUGAGAACAGCCGGGACUUCCAUCUGCUCGAACCUUUGUCUCCUAAGGUUCGAAUAUUUCCUUCUAUGUGCAGGCCCAGAUGGCCGGAAACAACAGAGACGAACGGAAACGACAGUGUCGUACCAAAGGAGGUGUUUCAGAGGGGGAAAAUAUCGGAACGUAGUCCAUGUUUCGUGAGGCCAGGUGAUAUGGAGGGAAGAACAUGUCCUCCUGCAUCGCCCAUUUCGCCUCUGAAUUCGUUUUACAACUUCGAGGAAUUCCAACCCAGGGAGAGAAAGAAACGAUCGAAGAAGAGUAGGAAGACCCAGAGAAAGAACAAGAAGAAAGAGAGUUGCUGCCAUCUCAGCUCGUCUUCUCCAGAAACUAAUGGUGGGUGGUUCAGCAGUGACGACGAAAUAGAAGACGAGACGGAAACGUUCUUCUCUUCUGAUUCCUCGGAGUCUCAUCGCCUGAACAAGAGGAGUUCUCGCCGGAGAGCCGCCGGAGCUCAACGGAGAAAAGUAGUGAGCAGGAAUUCUGAUAUGGGUCUUUGCACGUUUUCCACCAAGGGCAAAUUACAGGAGAGCUUUGCAGUGGUGAAGAGUUCCAGCGAUCCUUACAGUGAUUUUAGGACAUCCAUGGUGGAGAUGAUCAUAGAAAAGCAGAUAUUUGCCGCAAAGGAUCUCGAGCAGCUUUUGCAGUGCUUUCUAUCGUUGAACUCCUUUCAUCAUCAUAAAGUGAUCGUGGAGGUGUUUUCAGAGAUAUGGGAAGCUUUAUUCUCUAACUUGUAUUGAAGAAAUUUGCUGUUUCUUCUGGAUCAUGUUAUAGUUACAGUUAGGUGUAGUCAAGAAAGUAGCUAGCUUUUCCUUCUUGUUUCUGUUGCUCACUCUCUGGCAGAUCUAACUGUUAUUAACUGUGUCAAUUAAUUAAUGGUACUCUUAUUUUGGUCUUUU